This is a messenger RNA of Anopheles stephensi (Asian malaria mosquito), 1876 nucleotides long. RefSeq names its product esterase B1-like. The record is from RefSeq and is a predicted model, not a curated record. The coding region runs from base 185 to 1813 and encodes 542 amino acids. The transcript is spliced from 4 exons. NCBI's taxonomy places the organism in Eukaryota, Metazoa, Arthropoda, Insecta, Diptera, Culicidae.
AUAAAUAAAAGACGACGAUCAACCUCCAAUAAGCAUUAUCAUCAAAACCGCGGCCUACUCAUAACGCCGUUUGCUCCCGUUCGCCUAGUGAGAUAACUUUUUGCACGGAAGAGUUUUGUUAGUUUCGACCGUGGUGUGUGGUACAUUUUAGGGAAUUCGGUGCGUAUUCCACACUGCCAAGAGGAUGGCCAGCAGCGAACUGAUUGUAAAUACCGGUUGUGGACCGGUUAAGGGUGCCAGCCGGACAGCACUCUACGGCACCGAAUACGUCAGCUUUCAGGGUAUACCGUACGCGAAGCCCCCGGUCGGGGAGCUACGGUUUAAGGAUCCUUGUCCGCCGGAAAAUUGGACCGACCUGUUGGAUUGUACCCGGCAAUCGGAUCCUUGCUAUCAUUUUGAUCGUCGCACGAAUGCAAUCGUCGGCAGCGAGGACAGUUUGAAGCUGAACGUUUUCACCAAGACGAUUAAACCAUCCAAACCACUACCCGUCAUGGUGUACAUCUAUGGGGGUGGAUUCGUCGAGGGAACCAGUGGAACCGAACUCUAUGGUCCGGAUUACCUUAUCGAGAAGGAUAUCGUACUGGUUACGUUAAAUUAUCGCGUCGGAGCGCUCGGGUUUCUUUGCUGCCAAUCACCUGCCGCCGGUAUUCCAGGAAAUGCCGGUUUAAAGGAUCAAAGACUCGCUCUCAUCUGGGUGCGGGACAAUAUUGCACUGUUCGGUGGUGAUCCAAAUGCGGUUACCCUGUUCGGCCAUAGUGCCGGUGGCGCUUCGGUGCAGUAUCAUACGAUUGCGGAAGCAUCGAAAAAUUUGUUCCACCGUGCCAUCAUCAUGUCGGGCAGUACGAUGUGCAGCUGGGCACUUGCACCGCAACGGAACUGGAUACAAAAGCUUGCCAAGACCAUCGGUUGGCAGGGUGAGGUAGAGGAUGAGGAAGAAGCGGCUCUGCAAUUUUUGCGUACCGCAUCGCCGGAAAGCAUCGUGGACAAUCAGGAGAAAUUGUUCGGACCACAGGAAAUACAGGAAGGUUUGCUAACACCUUUCGCACCGACGAUCGAACCCUACGAAAGCGAUGUUUGCUUCAUCCCCAGAUCACCGUUGGAAAUGUCCCGUACUGCGUGGGGCAAUACUAUCGAUGUGAUGAUUGGCGGUACUUCCGAGGAAGGAUUAAUUCUACUCCCGAAGGUGAAACCGAAGCUUCCCGCAAUGUUGCAAGAUCCUCGACUGUUCAUCGGCAAUGUGCCCUACCAUCUGAAGCUUAGUCUCGAGGAGAGGAUGGCAUUCGGGGAGCAGCUGAAGCAGCUGUACUAUCCCGACUCCACUCCAUCGUUGGACAAUUUGGAUGGGUUCGUUAACAUGGCAUCGGACCGUAUCUUUUGGCAUGAUCUGCAUCGAACCAUACUGGCCCGUGCCAACUACGCGGAGAGCGCAAAAACGUUCGUUUAUCGCUUCUGUGUUGAUUCACCAUUCUUUAACCAUUAUCGCAUACAUAUGGUCGACCCGCAAGCACGUGGCACGUCCCACGCCGAUGAGAUUUCUUACCUGUUUUCGAACAUCUUCGCAAAACCUCUGGAGCCGGACACGUUCGAGUACCGUGCCAUUCACUACAUGGUCGACAUUUUCACCAAUUUUGCCGCCAAUGGCGAUCCCAACUGUGCCAGUACUGCCAACCUAUCGUGGACCAGAGUUCCAAAAACGGCACCACCGUACAACUGUUUGAAUAUCUCCAACGCAGGUGUCGAGGUUGUGGAGCUGCCGGAAGCAAAACGACUGCAACUGUGGGAUUCUUUCUACGUGAAUGAUUCCCUUUUUUAGCAUGCACGAUAUUUUUCCACUGUUUCCACAUGAACAACAGCAAUAAAAACUAUAUCAACCGUA